AUUAAUAAACCUGGCAACGCUGUCCCCAAACAAAUCACAUGACAUGGUAAGCAUCGCACCCAACUUUGCUCCAAACACCAAAUAUAUAUACUUUCACAAGAAGCAAAAGUAAUAGCAAUAGCAGUGAACAAUGGAUGCCAACGGAGCCAAAGCUACAGAUCGCCAAGUAAAGAGUCUUCACACUGGCGGCGCACGCACAACGAUCCUCUUGACCAAUCGCCUGGGCAACUUCUUUCGCCGUAUGAUUGCCUACCUUGUGAGCUGGAUCUAUGAUUACCUCAAUCCGAGUGCUAAAAAUUAUCGCGAUGUGCCCUUGUCACCAAGAUGCGAUGCCCGAUUGGCAGAGGUGGGCCGCAAGACGAUGGUCUUGGAUCUCGACGAGACUUUGAUCCAUGCCUGCAUUUCUGGUUAUAGUGCCCAGAAAACGGGUUGCCUAUGCAGGGUGCCGGAGCAUAUAGAGCCCGAUUUUGUGAUCAGUGUUGAUUAUGGUCGUGACAAAUUGGUACCCAUUCGGGUCUUUAAGCGACCCCAUGUCGAUACGUUUUUGAAUUUGGUCACCAAGUGGUAUGACGUAGUCAUCUUUACGGCCAGCUUGGAGGAUUAUGCCAAUCAAGUGCUGGAUGUAUUGGAUGCCGGUCGAGGCAUAUUGAAUCGUAGAUACUAUCGCCAGCACUGCCGGGCAGACAAGUUCCUGACCAAGGAUCUCAACAUCUUGGGAACGGACAUUGGCAGGACCUUCAUCAUUGACAAUCUACCAAAGGCUUAUGCCCAUUUCCCGAAUAAUGCGUUGCCCAUCAAGAGCUUCUUCUACGAUCCGGAGGACAUCGAGUUGCUGAAGAUUCUGCCAUUUCUCGAUGCUCUACGCUUCACCAACGAUGUGCGCUCCGUUCUGGGUCGUCGGAACUAUCGAUAAUUACACAACGAGAGAUAUAUAUUUUUUUAACCAUAUAUAACAUAAAUAUCUAUUGGAUUCCGGUUGUAACUUUUUGAUACAUGACUAAAUGGAGCACAGAAUUGAAAUUAUCUAAAUUACAUGGAUUGUACGAGAGAAGUUGGAGUUUGCAGAGGCAGCGGAUUGCAUAGGUUGUGCUAUUAUUUACUUUAUUUGUUUUAUAAUUUUCUUAUGUACUCACCAUCCAAAGCUAAGCAAGUGUUGAGCAACAUCCUGAAACGAGCAACAUGUUGCUAGCACUUCAAUGUUGCCAAGGCUUAGCUGCAAUUUGAAAUUAAUAAAUA
Molecule: messenger RNA, 1236 nt
Organism: Drosophila serrata
Lineage: Eukaryota; Metazoa; Arthropoda; Insecta; Diptera; Drosophilidae
Product: CTD nuclear envelope phosphatase 1 homolog pseudogene
Source: RefSeq, a predicted model, not a curated record